AUCUUCAUGUGGGGUGCUCUCCUCAUGUGCCAGGCGGCGGUGAAGAACCUUGGGGGAUUGCUUGCCCUGCGAGUCUUGUCUGGAGCAUUUGAAGCGAUUGCGGAUCCAGCGUUUAUGCUCAUCACGUCGAUGUAUUAUACCAGAGCGGAGCAGCCAUCACGCAUUUCAGCUUGGUAUGCGUUUAAUGGAAUUGGUGUUGCGGGCGGUGGUCUUAUUGGAUACGGCAUUGGCCAAAUCAAGAGCUCCUUGCCCUCAUGGCGCUACGAAUUCAUCAUUGUCGGUGCUUUUUGCGCCGCUUGGGGAAUCUGCCUCUUCAUCUGCCUCCCCAAUUCUCCCCGAACUAUCUGGGGCUUUAGCCACGACGAAAAGCUCAUCAUGAUUGCCCGCAUGAGGCGCAACCAGACCGGCGUGGAGCAGAACAGGAUCAACUGGAAGCAAAUCAAGGAGGCGUACCUGGACUACAAGACCUGGCUCUUCACCCUGCUCGGCUUUGUGUCCAACAUUCCAAACGGCGGCAUUUCCAACUUUUCUACUCUUGUCAUCAAGGGAUUAAACUUUGAUACGCUGCAUACGGCUCUGCUGGGCAUUCCGCAGGGCGUGCUGGUGGUGAUUUGGAUUGGGUUGGGUGCUUUGGCAAACAAGUUUAUGCCAAACAACUGCCGUACGCUCGUCUGCGCUCUGUUCAUGUUGCCAACAAUUGCAGGUGCUCUUGGAUUCCUGCUUGCUCCUAACGAUGCAUACGUUGGAAGACUGAUUUGCUUUUACCUCACCGGUUCAUACCAAGCCUCAUUCGUCAUUUCGCUCUCUCUCAUCACAUCCAACACUGGUGGCCAGUCUAAGAAGAUGAUUGUCUCCGGCAUGAUCUGGUUCGGCGCCUGCAUCGGCAACAUUGCCGGCCCCUUCUUCUACAAAGCCAACCAGGCACCCUCAUACCACCUGGGCAUUGGCUCUCUCCUUGUUGCCAACUGCAUUGAGCUCGCACUCUUCUUCGUCUUCCGAUAUGCUUUUAUCUGGGAGAACAAGAAGAAAGAGAAGCUGCGAGCAGAGAUGGAGGAGCGGGGAGAGCUUAUCGCUGGCGAGUUGAACGCCACGGCGUUUGUGGACAUGACGGACAAGGAGAAUCCGAACUUUGUGUAUGUUUAUUAAUGGGGGAGAUUGCAUAAUGGCGCUGCUCAUCCCAAAGAAAUUAUGAUUUUCGUAUAAUGAAGCCC
This is a messenger RNA of Trichoderma harzianum CBS 226.95, 1211 nucleotides long. RefSeq lists its product as hypothetical. Gene Ontology annotation, biological process: transmembrane transport. The record is from RefSeq and is a predicted model, not a curated record. Bases 7 to 1146 code for a protein of 379 amino acids. The transcript is spliced from 3 exons. Lineage: Eukaryota; Fungi; Ascomycota; Sordariomycetes; Hypocreales; Hypocreaceae. Gene Ontology annotation, cellular component: membrane. Gene Ontology annotation, molecular function: transmembrane transporter activity.